AGAAAGAGAUUACCAGCCACAGACGGGUCAUGAGCGCGGUAUUACUGCUGGCCCUCCUGGGGUUCAUCCUCCCACUGCCAGGAGUGCAGGCGCUGCUCUGCCAGUUUGGGACAGUUCAGCAUGUGUGGAAGGUGUCCGACCUGCCCCGGCAAUGGACCCCUAAGAACACCAGCUGCGACAGCGGCUUGGGGUGCCAGGACACGUUGAUGCUCAUUGAGAGCGGACCCCAAGUGAGCCUGGUGCUCUCCAAGGGCUGCACGGAGGCCAAGGACCAGGAGCCCCGCGUCACUGAGCACCGGAUGGGCCCCGGCCUCUCCCUGAUCUCCUACACCUUCGUGUGCCGCCAGGAGGACUUCUGCAACAACCUCGUUAACUCCCUCCCGCUUUGGGCCCCACAGCCCCCAGCAGACCCAGGAUCCUUGAGGUGCCCAGUCUGCUUGUCUAUGGAAGGCUGUCUGGAGGGGACAACAGAAGAGAUCUGCCCCAAGGGGACCACACACUGUUAUGAUGGCCUCCUCAGGCUCAGGGGAGGAGGCAUCUUCUCCAAUCUGAGAGUCCAGGGAUGCAUGCCCCAGCCAGUUUGCAACCUGCUCAAUGGGACACAGGAAAUUGGGCCCGUGGGUAUGACUGAGAACUGCGAUAUGAAAGAUUUUCUGACCUGUCAUCGGGGGACCACCAUUAUGACACACGGAAACUUGGCUCAAGAACCCACUGAUUGGACCACAUCGAAUACCGAGAUGUGCGAGGUGGGGCAGGUGUGUCAGGAGACGCUGCUGCUCCUAGAUGUAGGACUCACAUCAACCCUGGUGGGGACAAAAGGCUGCAGCACUGUUGGGGCUCAAAAUUCCCAGAAGACCACCAUCCACUCAGCCCCUCCUGGGGUGCUUGUGGCCUCCUAUACCCACUUCUGCUCCUCGGACCUGUGCAAUAGUGCCAGCAGCAGCAGCGUUCUGCUGAACUCCCUCCCUCCUCAAGCUGCCCCUGUCCCAGGAGACCGGCAGUGUCCUACCUGUGUGCAGCCCCUUGGAACCUGUUCAAGUGGCUCCCCCCGAAUGACCUGCCCCAGGGGCGCCACUCAUUGUUAUGAUGGGUACAUUCAUCUCUCAGGAGGUGGGCUGUCCACCAAAAUGAGCAUUCAGGGCUGCGUGGCCCAACCUUCCAGCUUCUUGUUGAACCACACCAGACAAAUCGGGAUCUUCUCUGCGCGUGAGAAGCGUGAUGUGCAGCCUCCUGCCUCUCAGCAUGAGGGAGGUGGGGCUGAGGGCCUGGAGUCUCUCACUUGGGGGGUGGGGCUGGCACUGGCCCCAGCGCUGUGGUGGGGAGUGGUUUGCCCUUCCUGCUAACUCUAUUACCCCCACGAUUCUUCACCGCUGCUGACCACCCACACUCAACCUCCCUCUGACCUCAUAACCUAAUGGCCUUGGACACCAGAUUCUUUCCCAUUCUGUCCAUGAAUCAUCUUCCCCACACACAAUCAUUCAUAUCUACUCACCUAACAGCAACACUGGGGAGAGCCUGGAGCAUCCGGACUUGCCCUAUGGGAGAGGGGACGCUGGAGGAGUGGCUGCAUGUAUCUGAUAAUACAGACCCUGUCCUUUCUCCCAGUGCUGGGAUUUCUCCAUGUGAGGGGGCAGCAGGACACCCAGGGAUCUAGCGUGGGGGAGGAGAGGAGCCUAAUGAGAAAAUGACCAUCUAAAGCCUGCCCUUCAUUGGUCUGGUUCACGUCUCCAAACCAGCUUGGAUGGUAGCAGAGACUUCAGGGUGCUCCAGCCAAACGUAUUUGGGCAUCACCAUGACCUGGGAGGGGAAGAUGCACUGAGACGUAUGAGGCUUCCAGCCUAGCAGCCAGGGCCCUAGCACAAACAGGAGGCUCGCCCCAUCUGAGCAACUGCAGGAGAGGUUAGUACAGUCAUGCAUUGCUUAACGACAGGGACGUGUCGUUAGAAAUGUGUCGUUAGGUGAUUUUAUGACCAUAGGAACAUUGUAGCGUGCACUUACACCAACCCAGAUGGUACAGCCCAAUACACACCCAGGAUGGACGCUAGAGUCGACUGCUCCUAGGCUACAAGCCUGCAGUGCAUGUUAUGGUGUGAAUACUGCAGGCAAUCUUAACACCACGGCAAGUAUUUGUGCAUCUACACACAUCUAAACAUAGAAAAGGUACAGCAUAAAUACACUAUUGUCAUCUCAGCAGA
Homo sapiens (human) is the source of this 2195-nucleotide messenger RNA. It is a transcript of the gene CD177, whose product is annotated as CD177 molecule. Bases 30 to 1343 code for a protein of 437 amino acids. The transcript is spliced from 9 exons. Gene Ontology annotation, cellular component: extracellular region; lamellipodium; membrane raft. NCBI's taxonomy places the organism in Eukaryota, Metazoa, Chordata, Mammalia, Primates, Hominidae. The record is from RefSeq and is marked reviewed.